Talaromyces marneffei is the source of this 1959-nucleotide messenger RNA. RefSeq lists its product as uncharacterized. NCBI's taxonomy places the organism in Eukaryota, Fungi, Ascomycota, Eurotiomycetes, Eurotiales, Trichocomaceae. The record is from RefSeq and is a predicted model, not a curated record. The transcript has 4 exons. The coding region runs from base 1 to 1959 and encodes 652 amino acids.
AUGAAACGAGAAGAACACGAGACGUGCCGCCAUGGCAACCGCUGUUUACGUCACGUGAGCACACCGCCACGAACGGCGCUGAUUGGCCGCCGUCGCCCAGUCACAUUCCCAUGCACGGCGGGCUUCACGUGGUUGGUUGCGGCAGGCGGUGGGUCAGACGAUUGGCCCCUCCCUCUUGCCCAGCCUCCCCGUCGCCUGCCAGGCACACCACCUCAGAAACCCUCAAGUCGGAGUAUAUCACCAUCUGCUGGCGACCUUAUGCCAACUACAUUCCUCCCUCCUCUUCUCUCGCCUUUCCAUACCGUGAUCCCUUCAUACGUGGAAGAGCUAUCAUCGCAUCGUUCUGCGGUAACUCUCGCUAUCCGAGAGAGAAUUGUGGACAAGGCCUACUCAACACAACAUUGGUCGCUGUUCUGUCACUCUCUCACACCCAUGUCUCAAGAUUCAGAGAUUCGGUCUCAGGCCUCUUUGGCUCCUGCAGCUGAAAUCCUCAUCCCAAGUACGCCUCCGCGGCGAUCCGUUCUUUCGGCAUCCCCGGAUUUAAAAACAGUGCGGGAGCGCAAUGGCAGCUUAUCAGACAAGAAUGGUGGUGGCUUCUGCUCGCCACAACACGCAUCAUCGUCUGAAAUGACACCACCUCCCUCUUCUCAGACCCGUGCACCACCCCGUCGACGAUCAAGAUCAGGCUCGGGGUCCCGCGUGGUUGUCCCCGCUUCUCCCCCAAACGAGUCUCUAGAAAAAUCACUUUAUGCUGCUUAUGGCGCUGCUGAAAACCUACCCACGGCCGAGGACAUUGAUGCUGCCGAUGAAUUGCAAGUUCGAAAAAUCGCUAAAGACUUGUUAUCCAUAGCGCAGGAAGCGCGAAUGUCCGCCUUGCAUUUCAAAUUACAGAACAGCCUUCUAUCAUUCACAAGUAAUGAAGCAAUCAAGCGUGCCGAAGUUGAGCAACAACUUGCUCGCAGAGAAGUUGAAAUUUUACAGAGCUCAGAGUACCAAAACCGCCGCGCCAUUCCACAUUCACAAACACCUCAAAUUUGCCCCAGUCCAAAAUCAGAGGCCUCUUUGAAGCGAAUUGCUGAGCUCGAGAACAUCAACGUCAGACUGGAAGAGAGAUUGUCCAAUGCGAAGAAACUGAUUCAAGAAAAGAUUGACGAAGGCAACAACAAAAAUGAGUCUUUAAUAGAAGAAAACCGUCUACUCAAGAAGCGUAUCAGAGACAACCGCGAGCAUUUGACAAUGUUCCUCGAUGCUGGUUCUUUGUCACCAGCUUCUCGCGCCGAAUUCAGCACCCCUCAAAGAAAGGCUCAGCCUCGUAUGUUUGAUAGUGCACGCACACACACCAGCAGUCGCGGUGGCAGCCAUGAUGCUUUUGCCACUCUUUUGGCUGCUGAUCGCGUGCUACACGGCGACUCUACAAAUGUGUCUCCGAACAGAAAUCGUCAACACAGGAACGGCCACAUAGGAGGUGCUCAUGUCAGAGGAGCUCAUUCCAUGUCGUCCCUACCAGUGACCCCUCAACGCUAUACACAUAUUCACGAAUCUCAAUACAUCACACCCGGCAGCAGAACACAUGAAGAUGCCAGAAAAGAUACUUUUGAUCCCGAGGACAACCGUCAUGACCGUGAUAGCACUAUUUCGGUGUCUGAUGCGGACGAAGUAGUUACCGACGAGGAUAUCCCAGCGUCUCAGGCCAGUUCUCGCGCGACUGGCAUGCUCCGCCGUCUACCAGAGCUUAGUCAAGAACCCUCCAAACAGCAACAGUCCGCUCGCAGCAAUAUUGGCAAAUCAAGCACGCUACUGCAGACAAAGCUAUUUGGACAAGUGAGAAAAGCCGGCGUUGAUCGAUCCGGUCCAGCAUCUCAGAAACGUAAGGGAUCCUUUGUCGAAGAGGGCGCUGCACUAAAGAAACCUAAGGAUGUUGGCUUGGGUAUCAGUAGCUGGAAGGUGUCUCCUGCCUAA